Ceratitis capitata (Mediterranean fruit fly) is the source of this 830-nucleotide messenger RNA. It is a transcript of the gene IFT20, whose product is annotated as intraflagellar transport protein 20 homolog. The record is from RefSeq and is a predicted model, not a curated record. Gene Ontology annotation, biological process: centrosome localization; protein localization to cilium; intraciliary transport. The transcript is spliced from 2 exons. Gene Ontology annotation, cellular component: Golgi apparatus; intraciliary transport particle B; cilium. Lineage: Eukaryota; Metazoa; Arthropoda; Insecta; Diptera; Tephritidae. The coding region runs from base 338 to 733 and encodes 131 amino acids.
UCAGUAUAAAAAUUUAAGAGCAGAAAAUCUUUAUGAGCCAAUUAAGAAACUCGUCGUUAGAAGUUAUAAGGAACAAAUAUGUAAAUAAAUUUAAUAAAGAGUGCACAUUAUUCCUCUAGAUGUCAAAUAUUGGAAUGUUUUUAUUGGUAACUGGAAAACGUUGUCAUGGCAAUUUGUUGUAUUGAUAUGUAAAUUCAGGCAAUACAUAGAAGGAUAAACUAAAAAUCAUAUGUUUUAAUAUUGGAAGGCAGUACUGAUACAAAAAUUAAAGCCGAUUAUUAUUAAAAAAAUAGAUUAUCUGAAACAAGGGAAUCGCCGAUCGAUCGUAUAUUUUAUAAUGACUGAAGAACUACAAAAGGCCGGACUUUAUAUUGACGAUAUCUAUCGGCUGCGUGUGCAGGAUCCAGCUAUUGCCAACGAAACGAAUGAAUUGCGUGACGAAUGUCUUGAAUAUGCUAACAAAUUGCAAGACUUUAAAAAAUAUGCAGAAGAUUUUCACAAACUCAUAAGUGAUUUUGCGAAAGAUGUCGAAAAGGAAAAAUUGAGAGCAAUUGGCACACAAAAUUUGCUGAAAACAAUAGCCAAAGAACGUCAAGCCGAACAGCAAGUUUAUCAGAGCAAAAUACACGAGAAAAACAUUGAAUUAGAAAGAUUACGUAAUGAAUAUCAGUACUUGCAGCGGGUCGAGUCCGAGCAGCAGGAGAUUAUAAAUAAUUAUUUAUUAAACCAAUAAGUUUUUUUAAAUUUUACUUGUAUUUACUAAAACUUAAUGCCUUAUAGAGCAGAAUUAUAUAUAUAUAUAUAGAAAUAUUAAAUAUUUUAACACAUUA